AUGUUCUCCGUCUCUGUGUCCCCCGUCUCGGUGGGCUCCAACGUCUUUUUCGCAUUUGCCCUGUUCCUCAUCUCCGCUCUUGUGUUACUUCUCCUGCGACGCUUUCUCACCCUCCGCGCCACCCCCGGGUAUUUAACCGUUCCGAUAUUCUUGGCCCUGGCUCUGCCCGCCAGUGUGGUGCUCCUAGUCCCCAUCGAUUUGGCGUCAAGUUCGCGCGAUGGUUCUGGGCCCAGGGCAAUCUGGCUGCCGGAGCGAGUGGUUCUGGUAUGCUGGCGCAUUGCCUAUUGGCUGAUCUUCGUUCUUACCUGGGUCAUCCUUCCGUUACUUGGUGAAUAUGUCGAUUCGGGUUACCGUGAACCCAAAGGCCGUCUCAUGUACUCUCUUCGCUCAAAUGCCCAAUACCAAUUGAUCGUCCUGGGAUGUUCCCUGGUGGGGUUGGUCUAUGUGUCGAUCUCAAAUGGAUUUGAAUUUACCUCCAUUAAGGGUCUUGUCAUGGCAUUAGCGUACGUGUGGGGUCUCGUUCUAGCCAUUUACCUCAUGGGCCACGGCCUCGUUUCCAUCCCGCGCAAUUUGCUCCGAAAUUCCAACGUCAGCGGUCGGCUGAAGAGAAUCCAAGCACAUGCACCCAAGGUGCACGAUCGCUUAAUGGACUCGGUCAACGAGUUGCAGAAUCUCAACAGUCAGGUUACACAACUACAGCGCCGUAAAACAGGCACGGCGCGUGAUUUCCGUGAAUGGAUAGAAGAGCUACAGGAAGGGCACGACCAAACUGACGUGCGAGCCCCGAUUCUCGAGAAUCCCGACCCAUCCGCCACGAUACCCUCUGUCAUCACGGAACGCUAUCUGGCUGACCUCACCCGGCGGCUCCAACGUGCUCGGCAUAUGAAGGCCCGAUUUGUGGAUGAAUGGGAUCGUCUGGUGCAGCUAGCAGCUGAUCUUCAAGCCAUCAUCGACUCUGCGGCUUCGAAAAAACUCGAAUUUGGUCCGGCCCCCCGUCGAUCAUCCUGCUUUCCUCGUGUGAAGUUCCUUAGCCCGUAUAUGCGGUAUCAGUUGUACUCGAACAUAAUUCCCUCGGUCAGGUUGGCAUUCGGUGCCUUCUUUGCGGUGGCAUCGGUCUGCAUCGUCUGGUCGGAACUGAUCAAAUCUCUGGCACCUCAACUCUCUGCUGUCAGCUUGACUGUGGUCCCCAAUUGGAAAGAACAUCCUGUUGGCUUCGGUGGUCAGCUCACAGCCUCUGCUUGGCUAUUGUACAUGUGUUCGGCUGCUCUCGUCGGCGUUAGCGAUGUCAAGGUGUGGGGAAACCGUGCGCUUGUCCGUCGCAACACAUAUGGCGAGAGCGCCUGCUGGUAUGCUGGUCUUGUGGCUCGGUUGACAGUACCGAUCGCCUACAACUUCUUGACCUUCUUGCCGAAGGGAUUUCGGCGAAGCACCACUUUUUACCAGUUCCUUGGUAAGCUCAUCAACCUGACCCCGCUUGGGAAGGGGUUUGACUUCCUUUUCCCAAUUCUCAUUCUCCUACCUAUUUGCGCAACGCUUUUCAACUUGUACGGCCGGAUCAAGAAUGUCUUCGGGUGUGGUCUUGCCGAGGACGAUGACAUCCACGAUGUUGAGAACAACCCUGCCGGGUAUGGCAUGGGUGGCUGGCGGGAGGGUCGCGAUCUCAUACAACGGGAACUCAACGGGUUCGGGUCUCUGGCAGUGUCCUCUCGCGGUAGUCGGUCAACUUGGGCAUCGGACCGCGAUGAUGAAGGCUCUCCCGGCUCGUCUCGGCAGCGAGUCCCUAUUUCGGAGGGUCCUCAAUACACCCAGAGGACAGUGGUCGCGCCUACAAUAGUAGAUGGGGAGGACGAGGAGGAUGAGAAUUUCUUCCAAUCCUUUGCGCAUCGCAUCAAGAAUACUCUUGAUACUACUACAACGCCCCGAUGGUUUCAGGGCGAGCCAUUCCGACUCCCACGCUGGAUGUCGGGUGAUAAUAAUGCCGCAGAAGAGAGUACCUCGCUAUUCAGAGGUCGGGCUGAGCCUGGCCAUCUGCGUCUGGGUUAG
Messenger RNA from Penicillium bovifimosum, 2043 nucleotides. RefSeq names its product LMBR1 domain-containing protein. The coding region runs from base 1 to 2043 and encodes 680 amino acids. Gene Ontology annotation, cellular component: membrane. Lineage: Eukaryota; Fungi; Ascomycota; Eurotiomycetes; Eurotiales; Aspergillaceae. The transcript is spliced from 2 exons. The record is from RefSeq and is a predicted model, not a curated record.